AGUAGGAGGGCCCUUUCCGUCUCUCUCUCUCUCCCUCUCUCUCUCUUCACUCCAGCAUUCAUCCCGUUUCCACCAAUAAGCCCAAUGAGUGUGUGUGCGCACCGCCCACUGUCGGUGUGUGUAUUUUUCUUCGCCUUCCCCUUCUCUCUCUCUCUCUCCCUCUCCUUUUUUUUUUAAACCGGAGCUGAAUGUGUAGAUCGUCACAUGUUGUUUCCCCCCUCUUCAGCCAGGACACCAGCAGACAUGUGUUAUUUAUUGCUCGGCUGUGGGAGAAGACGAACCUACAACCUGGGCUCUGGAAAUAAGGAUUAAACUAAAGCGCGUCGUUUCUUCAGCAACCCGGCGAAAGGAAGCAUUGUGUCUGGAAGCGACAAGGAGAAUGGCGAGUCCGCCAAACACGGGUGAUCAGUCGUUAUCGGCCAGUAAUGUGAAAACCGGGGUCAAGAAAUGCGGAUAUCUGAAGAAGCAGAAGCACGGACACAAGCGCUUUUUUGUUUUAAAAGAGCCGAGCGAAGGUUUCCCUGCCCGACUGGAGUACUACGAGAGCGAGAAGAAAUGGAAAAACAAAUCGGCCGCGAAGAGAGUUAUUCCUCUGGACUGCUGUCUCAAUAUCAACAAGAGAGCGGACGCAAAACACAAAUAUCUUAUUGCUCUUUAUACCAAGGACGAGUAUUUUGCCGUGGCGGCGGAAAACGAGCAGGAGCAGGAGAGCUGGUACCAGGUGCUGACGGAUUUAAUAGCAGAGGGAAAAGUCUAUGACGGCUCAGCGUCCAACUCCGCGUCCUCACUGGUUGGCUUCGACGAGGCGAGCUACGGCGUAAUAACGCCGGUGUCCGCCGCCUACAAGGAGGUAUGGCAAGUAAAUCUGAAAUCCAGAGGCCUGGGACAGAGCAGAAAUUUAACCGGCGUGUACAGGCUGUGUCUUUCCAGCCGGAAUAUCAGCUUCGUCAAGCUGAACUCGGAGGUUGCCUCAGUCACAUUACAGCUGAUGAACAUCCGGAGGUGCGGCCACUCUGACAGCUUUUUCUUCAUCGAGGUUGGUCGAUCUGCAUCCACGGGUCCCGGCGAGCUAUGGAUGCAGGCUGACGACUCUGUCGUGGCUCAAAAUAUUCACGAAACCAUCUUGGAGGCGAUGAAAGCCAUGAAGGAGCUGUCGGAAUUCCGGCCGCGCAGUAAAAGCCAGUCAUCUGGUACAAACCCCAUCUCUGUACCUACACGCAGGCACCUGAACAAUCUCCCCCCGAGCCAGACCGGGCUUCCCCGGCGGUCACGCACCGACAGCAUGGCUGCCACCUCUCCUGUGAGCAAAUUUUCCUCCUGUCGAAUACGCACGGCGAGCGAGGGCGAUGGCACCAUGACACGCCCCAUGUCAGUCACCGGGAGCCCCCUUAGCCCCGGGGUUCACAGGACGCUCCUGAGCAGAUCCCACACAAUUACAGCUCGCCCUUCUCUGACAUUUGAAUCUUCUACCCUCCAGCACAGUAAGUCCAUGUCUAUGCCCCUGUCUCGUUCUCCGCCUGUGGCUACCACUUGCCCAGGGAAUGUAUCAUCCUGCCCAGACAGCAGUGCCCCCCGGCCCUCCAGCUGCAGUGCAUCAUUCUCAGGCUCCCCCAGUGAUGCUGGUUUUAUAUCAUGUGAAGAGUAUGGAUCUAGUCCUGCACGGGAACUCAGGUUACCACUUACCCUCCGCAGCAAUACUCCAGAAUCUAUCAAAGCAGACACUCCCCCCUCCCGAGAUGGCAGUGAGCUUGAUGGCUACAUGGUGAUGGAGCGGCAGAUUCUGAACGGUUGCCGGCGGUUAUCAGAACUGGACAAGGUGUUUCGAAAGCGCACAUACUCCCUCACCACCCCUCGACAGCACAGAGGUCCCCCCCAAGUAUCUUCAGCCUCCCUGGACGAGUAUACUCUUAUGAGAGCCACGUACAAUAGUGGAAGCCAGCCUUCUCGAAGGUGUCACACCGCCUCCCCUAAAGGGACCUCUCUUGAGGAUUGCAGGGAUGUCCAAAUCAGCUCCAGCAGUCUCCAAGGUGACAGUGGCUAUAUGCCCAUGAUGCCUGGUGUGGUACCUCAAACACAAGGCUCCAAGGAUGAUCCCUACAUGCCCAUGAGCCCCAUGUGUGUUUCUGCUCCAAAGCAGAUCAUCAACCCCCGUUCACACUCUUUUUCAGUGGGGCUGGCCCCACGCACAGACUCCCCCGGUAGCGUUUCUCUGGAGGACAGUGGGUAUAUGCGCAUGUGGUGCGGAACCAAGAUGUCAGUGGAGAGCACAGAUGGAAAGCUCACCAGUGGAGAGUAUCUGAACAUGUCUCCAGUUGACACACUGGUGUCUCUUACUCCCCCCGAAUACAUUCUGAGUCCUUCAGGAGAUCCUCAGCUCCACCACAGCUACAGGCAACCAUAUUCUUACAGCUCCCUGCCACGUUCACUUAAAGGACAGUUACCGCGCAAUGGGUCCACUGACACGGACCAAUAUGUGGUGAUGAGUUUACAGAAACAACGGAUAGAGGAGGAGUCCAACUAUUGUCCUGUCUCUCCACAAGACUCCGUGUCCAGCAGCUCACCAGGAACACCAAACACUCCAUCCUCUGCGCCAUCUCCUCUCAGAGUGGCUCGGCUGGAUGGAGGUCUGGUGCACCGUAAUAGGAUGUGUCGGCCAACCCGCCUGGCUCUGGAAUCCCUCAGAACGCUACCAUGUAUGAGCGAGCACCCCCUCCCCUCAGAGCCACGCAGCCCCGGAGAGUACAUUAAUAUAGACUUUACUAGUGCCACCCACCACCCGCUGGCAUCCACAGUGUUAGACAGCUCAGAGUCCUCUGUGAGUUUAAUGUGCGCAGAGAAGAGAUCCAUGUCACUCUCAGACUAUGCUAAUAUUGAAGUCUGUGCCCCGGUUCACCUUGGAGCACAUGAAGCUGGGGGUUGCCCCCCAGCAGGGCCCCUAAACCAUACACCUGAAGUCUUGAUCUGCCCCGGUCUGGUGAACACACAGAAGGAGGAGGAAAAAGAAGGAAAAAGUGUAGAGGGACCGGCAAAGGAGCGGGGGAUGGUUGAGGAAUAUCCUCUCCCACAACAGGGGAGUCUGCCGUGUCAACCUGCUCCAAUCAAAGACGACUACACUGAGAUGACCUUCAAUCCUCCUGCCCCCAUACCUGCUAUCUGCACCACCGAUGCUGCUCCCCUUCCUACCAGCCCCACCGCUUGUGUCCAGAGACUCAGCCUCGAUAACAGUAUAGUGGAUGUUGUGCCGCCUGUGCCAGUGGACUCUUUUCUCCUUGGGGCUCCUUCGUUAUCUGUCACAAUAGUGGAUCCUCACAGGGGGGCUAAAGUUAUCCGGGCUGACCCUCAGGGGCGUCGACGUCACAGCUCUGAGACCUUCUCAUCCACCACCACCGUCACACCCGUGUGCCCAUCCUUUGCCCACGACACCAAACGGCACAGCUCUGCCUCUGUGGAGAAUGUAUCCCGCACCGUUCGCAACUCCGAGGAAACCGGCGAGGACUACGGCAGUCCCAUGUGCAGGGAAACGUCAGCUGGUUAUCAAAACGGACUCAACUACAUUGCCUUAAACUUGAUGGAGGGAACCCUUGGAGGAUGCAGAUUAGGAGGCUGUGACGGGCUCCUGAGGUUUAAGGCAGCCUGUGGCUGCAAGGGGGGUCUGAACAGUUUCAACACUAGCCCCUAUGCCAGCAUGGGAUUCAAAGAGACUACAGCUGCUGCAGUGAAAGAAUGAAGGCCCAUGGGUAUUCCCACCCCUCCCCCUCAUCUUCCUCCUCCUCCUCCUCCGAAUGUAGGAUUUUGCUGCAGCCAGAUGACGAGGUCGCCACGGCGACAGCUGGACAGGCGCUGCAGCCGGCGACGUCCUUUGACCUCUUCGCCGCCUCUGGGGUUCGCAGGCGCGGCCAUCACCAUGGAAACACGGACACUUGACCUUUGCCCCAAAUCUUCCCUCCUUUUUUUCCUUGGCACCUAAACAUUCAGGCGCCAUUGCUGCUGUAGUACUAGAUGAAAAAAAAAUAAAAAAAACAACAACGACAAGAACUUAAACAGACUAUUAACUCUAACAAUAGGUUGCUAUGUAUUUCUGUACGUAGGCCUGCAAAUUUGUCUGCAGUAUAUUAUUAUUUUAAUACUGUAAUACACUUUUGACUGGUUUUCUAAUGGCUCCAGCUGCUAGUUGCCAGAUAUUCUCACCCGAAAAACCUGUGAACCAAACCUGGAGAGCAUGCGUGCGCGCACACAGACGCAAAAACCUGUCAUGCAUACGUGUAUUUAUUUAUUUAUCUUGUAUGUAUGCAUUAAAUGAAAUGUGCAUAAGAAUUUGAAUACAUACUGUACUGCAAAAAUAGACAGCAUUUAGGAACCUAUUUAAAAACAAAAAAACAAAGGUUACAUUUGCUUAAAGAACCCUACCUCAGCACCAAGUCACACAGUAGAAAUAUAUAUAUAUAAAUAUUUAUUUUCAGAGGUGAAUGUUUUUUUUUUUUAUUUUGUUUUUCUUUUCUUUUCUUUUUUUUUUUUAAAUCACCGAUCCAAAGCCUUACUCUAACCAUCAGUCCCCCAUCUGAUGGCCCUUUUUAGUUUUGGACCUAUAAAAACGCAGUAUAUCAAAGAUUUAACCGAUCAUCUUACAGACUGAAUGUCCAUCCGAGCUGAAUGAGAGGCAGCCUCUCUGAGAUUAAGUUCCCACCCUCCUCACAUUUAUGACAAGAUUAUGUAUUAAAAGUCCAGAGUAAUAUAUUUAUUAAUACGAGAUGCAGGACUCACACACCCUGAAAUCCUUUCUAGAGGACCUUAGAGGAACAGGUGACAACGCGUUGCAUCACACAUGCAAAGCAGCUGUCGCGAAUCCAAACACUGCAGCACGAGCCAGGUCUAACUGGACCUGAACACCACGUGUGUGUGUCUGUAUGUGUGUGUGGCCUGUCUGAGCCCAAGUCUCAGCACCUUUAAACACUUUAGCGAGUCAUCCACAGUUCUCCUACGACAUCCUGAACACCCGUACAGCCUGCAGGAGGUUAUGACCUGCCAGGACAAGGGGCAGAAACAUGAAUGUUUGAAUUUAUUUAUAACUGGACAGCCCAGUAUCUUACAUUUUCUCACCUGAUGCCUUGUUGCAGAGCUCUGUCACACCAGGCCCAGCAGCACUGAGCAAAGUGGCGCAUGCCAGGACGGUGGGUUUCAGUCUUGACUGGCUGUUUAGCAAGCCGCUCGCUAGCUUGAAUUCCACGGCCUCCAUUGCAUGGUCUUGCAUUUACAAACUUUUUAGAUUGUAACACAAGACGCCUUGAAUGUAGUACACCGUGUUCCGAGCUUGGGAACACACGACGAACACAAACUGCAACAAUGAAACAUGUAGAGGUACUAAAUGGGAACUACGACACACAGAUGAAUAAAAGAAACAAACCAGGGGAAGUAUCUUAAUAUUUAUCUGAACUCACAGGUACUUAACCUUUGCCUAUAGACUGUAAAUAAUGCAGAGUAACAGAGAAUUACACCCAAAAUGCUGAGAGACUCUGAGAUGUUAAGUUAAAUAACUUAUGUUGUUUGUACUGUACAUAGUAUGUGUUUGAGUGAACUUUCUGAUACAACAAAAGCACUAAUUAAGUUAUACGCUAACCGGUAUGGUUUGGCUUUGAUUUUUUUUUUUUUUUUUUUUUUUUUUUUUAAACUGUCAUGGGAAAGUCUUGUAAAAUGGAUGCCACUAUGAGGACAUUUUCUAAUGCUGUAAUUCUGAAAAAAAAAAAUAAUUAAAGAGAAAUCAUUAAUACUUGACAUAAUUCAUUCUUGAUACUUAGGUACAACACAAAUGGCAUAUAUGCAAUAUUUACACUUUUGAAAAUUAGUUUACAAAGACGUACCAAAUGUAUAAAUACUGUUAAUAAUGUUUGUUAAAACCUUAAAUCAAUUUUUUGCUCUUUGUAAAAAAAAAAAGAAAAAAAAAGAAAAAAGAAAUUCAAUUUUGAAAUGGAAACUCUUUUCUGCCUGUUUUUUGCUAAUCGAGCCUCUUUGGUGUUUUGAGCAGUGUUUUUUGCAUUUGCAUAAUGUUUCAAGUUUUUAUUCAGCAUCUAAAAGGUUAUGAUCUGGGCUAUGGCUUAACUUGCUGUGUCUUUGCAUUGUAAAUAUUUCAUAUCAUGCACAAUGUGAUGCUACUAAGGCAUUUUAAUUUAAACUUAGUUCAUUGCUUUAGAUUGUAUUGAUUCUUUAUAGACACAUGCAAUAAAUAAUGCUAUUUAAGAAAGCC
Molecule: messenger RNA, 6238 nt
Organism: Mugil cephalus (flathead mullet)
Lineage: Eukaryota; Metazoa; Chordata; Actinopteri; Mugiliformes; Mugilidae
Gene: irs2b
Product: insulin receptor substrate 2b
Exons: 2
Coding region: 380-3727 (1115 amino acids)
Biological process (GO): insulin receptor signaling pathway
Cellular component (GO): cytosol; plasma membrane
Molecular function (GO): insulin receptor binding; phosphatidylinositol 3-kinase binding
Source: RefSeq, a predicted model, not a curated record